Molecule: messenger RNA, 1614 nt
Organism: Temnothorax curvispinosus
Lineage: Eukaryota; Metazoa; Arthropoda; Insecta; Hymenoptera; Formicidae
Product: smad nuclear-interacting protein 1
Exons: 2
Coding region: 283-1179 (298 amino acids)
Biological process (GO): miRNA processing
Cellular component (GO): nucleus
Molecular function (GO): protein binding; mRNA binding
Source: RefSeq, a predicted model, not a curated record
GAAUGGAGUGGUCGACGCUUAUGGCGGCUCGCAAGUCUCUAUAUAUGUAUAUAUUGUACCUCGUAGUACGUAAAAUCACAAAACUGAUCGUUUUGUAGUAACAAGGGAACGUUUACGCGCCGUCGUAUAGUUAUUAUACGUAUAUGUGCAACGCCACGACCUGUCACGAUUUCGCAGCGAUUAAUCUGACCGAGUGAGUUAGGUUAGGUUGUUGAUCGACGAUUAUUCCUUGGUUUUGGGAAUUCGAAUUUGACUCGCGACAUAUAAUAUAACCUGGAAAGUAUGUCAAAUUGGCGAUCGAGUCACCCCGCGGAGCGACGGGACACGCAUAAGAAUAACCGGGAAAACAGGCGCGACAGGAACGACGAGACGCACAGAGACAGAUCGCAGAGAAGCAGGGACAGGGAUCACAGAGGCGGCAGACGCGAUCACUCCAGGAGGGACGACGAGAAGCAGAAUGAGAAGAGGAAGCACGAGAGAUCGCCGUCGAGACGGGAGAACAGCCAUCCCAGGCACAGGGAGCGUAACGAGAGGAGCAGAAGUAGAGACAGGCGAGAGGAUUCUGGCCGAAGACGCAACGAUCAGCACAGGCAGAAGCGAAGCCCGGAGGAUGGGAGAAUGAAGAGGGAAUCCUCCGCGGACUGGGGAAAGUCGGCUGUGAAGGAGGAGAAGGAGAAGCCCAACUUCGAACUGUCGGGAAAACUGACGGAGGACAUGAACACCGUCAACGGCGUGGUCAUCAAGUACUCCGAGCCGCAGGACGCGAAGAAACCCAAACGUCGAUGGAGAUUGUAUCCCUUCAAGGGCGAGAAGGCGUUGCCUACGUUAUACAUACAUCGACAGUCGGCUUAUCUCAUGGGCAGGGAUCGCAAAGUGGCCGAUAUACCCCUGGAUCAUCCCUCGUGCUCCAAGCAACACGCCGCUCUGCAAUAUCGUUUAGUCUCUUACCAAAAAGAAGGUGGUGCCGAGGGUAGAAGAAUACGACCGUAUAUUAUUGACUUAGAGUCCGCAAACGGCACCUUUGUAAAUAAUGUGAAAUUAGAACCGAGGAGGUAUCACGAAUUAUUAGAAAAAGACGUGGUACGGUUUGGUUUUAGUACCAGGGAAUAUGUUUUAUUGCACGAACAUAGUAAGGAUGAUUUCUUUGACGAUGACGUACCUCUUACAAAUGAGACCUAGGAACUUAAUUUUAAUGUGGAAAUAUAUCCAAAAAUACCAGAGAUGAAUAUGUAUCAAGACUGAUGCAGAAAUCAAGCUGUGAGAAUCAAGAGAAACACUGUAUCUGUGAAGAAGAAGAACCAGUAAAAAUGUAGAUACAAAGUCUUAUAAUAAUCUUUUAAAUUCUUGAAAUUGUUUUAAAUGCAUAUUAGUAUUAUACGUGUAAAAUAGCUACUUUUGGAAGUUUAUGAGUCACCAAAAUAUAUUUCGCAAAUCCGAAAUUUGCCGCAAAGAAAGAGGAAUAGUACCCCACUUUUCUUUUGUACAUUUUUCUGUGACAUUUAAUUUGGUACCUUAAUAGAGUUUGAAGUAUGUCAUGUAUGUAACUCGUAGGUUAAAAAUAAUUAAACUUCUGAUGUAUAUUGUUUGUAAUAUAUUAUUUACAAUUAUUUAGUA